GUUUGGGAGAUUUCACACACCGCGACCUUGAAAACAGUGCAGAACGCCUGAUGCGGCGAGCUCUUGUUGCGGCGCUGGCGCCGGCCGGGUGUGCGCUUUACGCAGACAGCUUCGACCUGCUGAUGGCUCCCAUCGAGGAGAUCAUCUCAGAACACGAGCAUUGCAGCUGGGCCAACCCCAUAGACCUCCCUGUGACGGCAUCCACCUCCAGUGACUUCGAGGCUGAGAUCGAGAUUCGCGAAGAUGAGUGCGGAAACCGCCUGUUAAUGAUGGGCGGAAUGAUUCAGUGCCACAGCGUCGAUGAAUUUAUCUACCACGAGAUGAUGGUGCACCCGGCUUUCUCUACCUUUUUCGCCCAGAACGGCCGUGCCCCUUCGCACGUAUUCCUGGGCGGCUCCGGUGAUGGGGCUGGGCCCCGGGAGGUGCUGCGGUGGCGGAAUCUUCGCAAUGCCACCAUGGUGGACAUCGACUUUGAGGUCACCCGCUUUUCUUUGGAGUGGAUACCUUCCUUGGCCAGGGGCAGCUUUGAAGAUCCCAGGCUUCACCUUGUCACCGGCGAUGCCUGGGGCUGGCUCCAAGGCUCUAACGACAUCUUUGAUGUCAUCAUCCUGGACUUCCCAGAUGCUUUUGACAAUGUAAUGUUGGAGAAGCUCUAUAGUCAAGAGUUCUAUCGACUCUGCCGGGCUCACAUGCAUGCUGGCAGCGUGCUUGUGGCCCAGACGGGGCCUUGUACACAGGUGGCAAGGUCUGGAUUUCGAGCACAGUGCCCCGUGCUCGAGUCCCUGAUUCUGGCCAACAUGGCAGCCGUCUUCGAAGACGUGGAGACGAUGCUCCACCCUAUGGCCACCUGGAAGCCCGAGCGCCGCGCUGCCUCGGAGUGGUCCAGCUUUACCUUGGCCAGGAUGGCCUCUUCUCCUGCGCUGGCCGCUGCAGCGGACGGCGAGCCUUGGCGCGAUGAGAUUGAUGGCGCGCUGAGAUACUACAGUCGCGAUGUGCACGUUGCUGCUUUGGACCAUCCACGACCGCUGGUGUUUCGUCUCCAGAGCCUAGCGCGCAAGGAGCCCCCAGCGCAGGAAGAGCUUUGAGGUGGGCACCGUUGAGCUCGCUUUGCAAAGCGCGGCCUCACUUGCGCAGCAACGGC
Messenger RNA from Effrenium voratum, 1141 nucleotides. The record is from the annotation of a GenBank genome assembly. NCBI's taxonomy places the organism in Eukaryota, Dinophyceae, Suessiales, Symbiodiniaceae.